ACCUCCUCCUAAAAACACAGUCAACACCAGCCAGCUUCACUCCCUGCAGCACCUUCGUUAUUUCUAAAUUUGAGACUGCAACAUAUUUUUUUUAUAUUCAUCAUUUUACUUACUCAGUCUCACAAUCAUCCUACAACUCGUUGGAUUUCUUUUUUUUUCGACUAGCCACCAUUACAGCAAGAUGAGUCAGGCUGAGCAGGUGCCUGAGGACAUGCCUGCAUGCCAUACAGAUGAGCCAGAAGCUACAGACGCCAACAAGGACCACCCACAGACACAACCGGGGAUGUUCGGCAGGUUGGCGGGGGGGUUGUAUGGAGCCACCAAAGCUACAGUGGGUGGCGUGACUUGGAUAGGAGGAAAGAGCCUGGACCUCACUAAGACAGCUGUCUGCACUGUAGCUGCCGUGCCUGUAAUGGGAGUGGGGCUGGUGAAGGGGGGAGUGUGUGCCGUGGCUGGCGGCGUGACCGCGGUUGGAUCUGCAGUAGUCAACAAAGUUCCUCUAGGAGGCAGCAAAAAGAAAGACAAGUCUGACUGACAUGGAGCAGAGGAGACUGGACACACAGCUCACACUCCUGUAGAUGUUUUUACAUUUGUAAGCAGGAGAAAAAGCAACUAAAGACUUAGAGCUGCAGUUUGCAAGUUAUGUUGUUGUCUUUGUGUUAUUUUUAUGUAACUAGAGAUAAAAUUCACAAUUGUUUAAUUAUGUUUUAAAAAUUGUACAUAAAAAGAAAGCAAUACAGCACACCUGUUCUCAUUCUUUCUGAUUCAAGACAAUCGAUGAUGAUUUGUGCCUUAUAAGGAGUUGUUACUUUCAUCUGGAAAUAAUUCACUUUCAGCUGGUAAAUACUAGAAACACUCUGAGUCUGAUUUCUAAUUACUCUUCUUCAGAUAAAUACACGUACUGACAAAUGAUAAGAUAAACCUGAUCAAGGACAUGGUAGGUAAAGUCCAGUUUUUAAUGUAGAUUUUUAUGGGUUGGUUUAUUGUGUUUAACCUGAACAUUUUGGUUCCAUUUCAAUGUGCAUGUUUCUCAGAUGUACUGUAUGUCUUCCUUGUGGUAAUCUUCUCACCUUAGUAGAAGAUCCCUGCUUUAGACAUUUUAUUAUUAUUUUUAUUACAAUAAAUGCAUUUUAUUACUGUGCAAAGGACUUUUUGUAAUUAAAUCUUUUCUUAUUUGUAUGCUUUCCUUUUGUUCCUCUUGUAAAAUAAAGCUGAAAAGUUUUUCUAA
Xiphophorus maculatus (southern platyfish) is the source of this 1228-nucleotide messenger RNA. RefSeq names its product transmembrane protein 263 (gene tmem263). Lineage: Eukaryota; Metazoa; Chordata; Actinopteri; Cyprinodontiformes; Poeciliidae. The coding region runs from base 182 to 535 and encodes 117 amino acids. The record is from RefSeq and is a predicted model, not a curated record. The transcript is spliced from 3 exons.